AGCGAGUCUGUCCACCCGAUCCCGUUAGUCGCCUCUUAAGUGAAAAAUGUAGAGUGAACUAUUUUCCAGGUUAAAGAUUGAAGUCCGAGCCUUUUGUGACCCGGACUGGUACGGAUCUACGUGUGAGAAAUAUUGCAAGGCCACUCCUGACCACAGUCACUACACGUGCCACCCACACACAGGAGCUAAAAUGUGCUUUGAAGGUUGGAAGGGAGACAACUGCAAUCAGGACAUCGAUGAAUGCACAGAACGUGACCACAUUUGUCAAAAUGGGGGAAGUUGUACAAUUACACUGGGAAGUUUCGAGUGCGCUUGUGUGGCGGGGAUCAAAGGAAAACUAUGUGAAAACAUCAUCAACCAGUGUGCACUGAAGCCAUGUCUGAACGGAGGGACGUGUGACGGAAACGAAUCGGACUUCAAGUGCGCAUGCCCAGUUGAGUGGACUGGAGACACAUGCGCAGAUAAAGUUAACUUCUGUGACAGCGCCCCCUGUAACAUGGGCCAAUGUACACCGGAUCUCUUGACGGCAACUCGGUUCAAGUGUGACUGUGAUUUUCCAUGGGUAGGGGAGAGAUGCAACCAAAGUGUUGACAUUUUCAACAUCACACUCCUGGGUGAGAUUGAUCAUACAAAUAGAGGUGACCUGGUUGACGGCUUGAAGAGACUCAUCAUCGAACUCGGGGGAAUUCCAGGAAAAGUGAAUGUCACCUUUAGAACAAAUACAAAGAAAGAAAGCAAUUACACCACAACGCACGUACAUCUCUACUCUGCUGUAGAAAACGGCUCAUUUCUGGAGAGUUCUUCAUUUGAUAGAAUUUUCGAAUCCAACCCUGACGAAGUCAUUGAUGAAUAUCUGCCUCUUCCGUUGUUCCCUCCCCGAGAAGAAGAGGAGGUGAAAGCGAAGAGUCCACAUGACAGCUGGGACACAAACCAAUAUGUGUCAGCCAUUCCACCUCCUGUGGGACUAGUCCUGAUACCUAUACUACUUCUGGUGGCUUUCUGCAUCUGGAGAAGAUCGAACAAGACGGAACAAUGUAGAGACGACAUUCAGCUCGACUCAUUUGUGAUGGACGUGGCAUGCAACCCCCAACCACCAGGUGCAAUGACAAGAAAUCUCCAGGGGGCAAGCGUAUCUCCUGAUGGUUACACAAGUCUUCGCUUCCUAGGAUCACCCGACACACACUGUGAUGAGACAUCGAACAUCAUCAGUCUAGAAGCUGAAGAUAUUACCCUUGACCCAGAGACUCUUGAGGGUUUAGGUCUUUAUCCAGCUGAAGCACACCGUGAUGACACAUUAAACAUUCAUCUCACAACUGAAGAUAUGGCCCUUGACCCAGUAAUUAUACAUCGCUUCGGCGUUUCUCCAAAUGACAACGGACGUCUUGGUGACGUGGCAACACUCCAACCAGUUACUGAAGAUCUGACCCUUGAUCCAGUAAUUGAACAGGAUGCAAGAGUUUCUCCCCAUGACAACACACAUGAUUGUGACAAAGCAACACUCCACGACGUAGAGGUAGCAACACUGGACACACACUGUGAUGAGGCAUCAAACGCCCUCCCAACAACUGAAACUGGGGCCCUUGACUCGGUGAGACCAAGCGGAUAUCCAGAUGACCACACACGUCUUGGUGACUUUGGAACACUCGAUACACGCCGUCAUGUUACGUCAUACAUCCAACCAGUCCCUGGAGACAUGACCCUUGACCCGGGGAAUCUAAAGGAGGAGGAAGACAAUGCAGAGUACACUGUCAUCGAUGACAACGAAGUGGAGGACAUCUUACAGGAAGACCCAUUUGAAACGAUAGAGUCUGUCGAUGACAAAGAUGAUGAGAACAUCUCACAGAAAAACCUGAUGAAAAGAUAA
Haliotis rubra (blacklip abalone) is the source of this 1864-nucleotide messenger RNA. RefSeq lists its product as uncharacterized. The record is from RefSeq and is a predicted model, not a curated record. Gene Ontology annotation, molecular function: calcium ion binding. Gene Ontology annotation, biological process: establishment or maintenance of epithelial cell apical/basal polarity; heterophilic cell-cell adhesion. The coding region runs from base 191 to 1864 and encodes 557 amino acids. The transcript is spliced from 7 exons. NCBI's taxonomy places the organism in Eukaryota, Metazoa, Mollusca, Gastropoda, Lepetellida, Haliotidae. Gene Ontology annotation, cellular component: protein-containing complex; plasma membrane.